UUUUGCAGCUCUAUCGAGCAGGCUUCGCUUUGCUCAUCCCCCAAAAAAAAUCAACAACAAAAAUCGCCGUCGACGACAUAUUUUAUUUUGGCAAGCAAACGCCGCCGACAAAAGCAAAAAGGCGCGCUUGAACACAAGGACUUCAACCCGAGGUGGUCAUUUGCUGGAACACAGCUGCUGUUAGAGUUAGAAGAUCCAAGCGAGAGUGCGAAAAUGGAUGACUCACGCGAAGAAAGCCAGUUCAUCGUGGACGACGUUAGCAAGACAAUUAAGGAGGCCAUCGAGAGCACCAUCGGCGGCAAUGCCUACCAGCACGACAAGGUGAACAACUGGACCGGCCAGGUGGUGGAGAACUGCCUCACCGUGCUGACCAAGGAGCAGAAGCCGUACAAGUACAUAGUGACUGCCAUGAUCAUGCAGAAGAACGGGGCUGGCCUGCACACGGCCAGCUCCUGCUAUUGGAACAACGACACUGACGGAUCCUGCACAGUGCGCUGGGAGAACAAGACCAUGUACUGCAUUGUCUCCGUUUUCGGGCUGGCCGUCUAGAGGCCAGCUGAGGACCGGAGGGUCGUCCAGGAGAACGAGGAGGAAGAGGAAGUCAAUAAUCGAUACUAACUAAUAAGGGGGGAGGGAAUAACAAGAUUGCCGUCGGAGCCCAGGCACUUUUCGGUCGGCUAGCCUGCUACGAGGACGAAAUUAACCAUGAACCACAAUCGAGUUGGAGACAUGUUGUAUCCCAAGGAAUUAAGCGCCUAAUGUUACUCUUGAUUUUCAAUUUAAAAAACCCUAAAUAAAGUAAUGUAAAAAUAAUGAA
Drosophila kikkawai is the source of this 817-nucleotide messenger RNA. RefSeq names its product dynein light chain 90F (gene Dlc90F). Gene Ontology annotation, molecular function: dynein intermediate chain binding. The record is from RefSeq and is a predicted model, not a curated record. Gene Ontology annotation, cellular component: cytoplasm; cytoplasmic dynein complex. Lineage: Eukaryota; Metazoa; Arthropoda; Insecta; Diptera; Drosophilidae. Gene Ontology annotation, biological process: microtubule-based movement.